This is a messenger RNA of Spinacia oleracea (spinach), 1898 nucleotides long. RefSeq names its product proline-rich extensin-like protein EPR1. Bases 45 to 1613 code for a protein of 522 amino acids. The record is from RefSeq and is a predicted model, not a curated record. Lineage: Eukaryota; Viridiplantae; Streptophyta; Magnoliopsida; Caryophyllales; Amaranthaceae. The transcript is spliced from 2 exons.
AACAAGAAGCAUAACAAAAAAUAAUACAAUCAAUCAUAAAUAUCAUGGGAAAUUUAGGAGGAAUGGCUUCUCUGGUAGCCACUCUAAUAGUGGCAUUUGCACUAAGUGUGCCUUCACUAACCACAGCCGACUACAUAUAUUCCUCUCCACCACCACCAAUGUACAAAUCUCCACCUGUAUACAAGUCCCCACCUUCAACUCCAGUGUAUAAGUCUCCACCUGUUCACGAAUACCCACCAUCCACCCCGGUGCACAAGUCUCCACCUGUCCACGAAUACCCACCACUCACCCCGGUGCACAAGUCUCCACCUGUCCACGAGUACCCACCACCCACCCCGGUGUACAAGUCUCCACCUGUCCAAGAGUACCCACCACCCACCCCGGUGCACAAGUCCCCACCAGUCCAUGAGUACCCACCACCCACCCCGGUGCACAAGUCUCCACCCGUCCACGAGUAUCCACCAUCCACCCCAGUGCACAAGUCUCCACCAGUCCACGAGUACCCACCACCCACCCCGGUUCACAAGUCUCCACCAGUCCACGAGUAUCCACCACACACACCAGUUCACAAGUCUCCACCAGUCCAUGAGUACCCAUCACCCACACCAGUAUACAAGUCUCCACCAGUCCAUAAGUACCCAUCUCCAUCACCAGUAUACAAGUCUCCACCAGUGCACAAGUACCCACCACCAACACCGGUUUACAAGUCUCCCCCGGUUGAGAAAUACCCACCACCCACGCCUGUGUACAAAUCUCCACCAGUAUACAAGUCUCCACCAGUGCACAAGUACCCAUCACCAACACCGGUUUAUAAGUCUCCUCCGGUUGAGAAAUACCCACCACCCACACCUGUCUACAAAUCUCCACCAGUAUACAAGUCUCCACCAGUGCACAAGUACCCAACACCAGUUUAUAAGUCUCCACCAGUUGAGAAAUACCCACCACCCACACCUGUCUACAAAUCUCCACCAGUAUACAAGUCUCCACCAGUGCACAAGUACCCAACACCAGUUUAUAAGUCUCCACCAGUUGAGAAAUACCCACCACCCACACCUGUCUACAAAUCUCCACCAGUUCACAAGUACACACCACCCUCCCCAGUGUACAAGUCUCCACCUGUUCACGAGUACCCAACACCUACUCCAGUCUACAAAUCUCCACCAGUUCACAAGUACCCAUCACCCACCCCAGUUUACAAGUCUCCUCCUGUUGAGAAGUACCCUCCACCCACCCCUAUUUACAAGUCUCCACCAGUCCACAAAUACCCUCCACCCACACCAGUGUACAAGUCUCCACCAGUUCAAAAAUACCCACCACCCAGCCCAGUUUACAAGUCACCACCGGUUGAAAAAUACCCACCACCAACUCCUGUCUACAAAUCACCACCGGUUCACGAGUACCCACCACCCACCCCAGUUUACAAGUCCCCCCCAGUUCACGAGUACCCACCACCAACUCCCGUUCACAAGUCUCCACCAGUUCACGAGUACCCAACUCCCACACCCGUCUACAAAUCUCCACCCGUUCACAAAUACCCACCACCAUCCGUUUCCCAUCCCACUCCAUCCCCUUAUGUCUACGCUUCUCCUCCUCCUCCUCCUUACCACGAGUAAAAAAAAGUUUCUCUUAAGUGAGAAUAUCUUAUCGAGGUGAAAAGUUAGUUGACAACCAACAAAGAGGAAUAAAAGUCAAAGUUGUGGACGUGUAUUUGUCGAAAGAGCUAUUGCGAUGAAAUAAUAUAAAAAAGUUUGUCGUUUUGAAUUUUAUUUCAAUUCAUGUGCUCUGCAUGAUCUGCAUGGGGGCAUGGAUUAGAUGGCCGGCUUGUAUAAUUUUGUACUUUUUACUAUCAAGAUUUUAUAUUAUUAAUAAAAUAACGUAUUCCUUCUUUAAUAAGUUAA